Messenger RNA from Papaver somniferum (opium poppy), 462 nucleotides. RefSeq lists its product as uncharacterized. The record is from RefSeq and is a predicted model, not a curated record. Bases 1 to 462 code for a protein of 153 amino acids. Lineage: Eukaryota; Viridiplantae; Streptophyta; Magnoliopsida; Ranunculales; Papaveraceae. The transcript has a single exon.
AUGACUCUCAUCGUUAACUCUUCUGAUGAGAAUAAAAGAACAAGCAAAGAAGCUCCUCAGUUAUGUGCAUUAUUGAAAGAAACGAAAGAAGGAUUGGAUUUAGUGAGGAGCAAAGUGCAAGCUUUAACAUUGAAUGAUAUGGAAGGGAAACCUGAAGAUGUACGAGAAGUUGUUGGAGAUGAGAGUAGAGAAGCUAUUCAGUAUAGAGAAAAGAUGAUGAAACGUCCAAGACGUGAAGAUGACCCAAUUUUCACUCGUGUGCAACUUACAAAGACGGAGAAAAAACAAGGAAAGCAUUUGAAGAAGUCGAGAAACGGAUUGGUUGGGUUGGCGGAAGAUUUCUACAAUGAUGUUAGAAGUUUAUUACUUUUGAAGGAGGAUGGCGAUCAAGGUCCUUCAAGCUUCAGUAAUUCGAAAAGGGGAGGGAAAAAACCGUUUAAGCGUAGGGAAAUAAUCGUAUGA